Molecule: messenger RNA, 657 nt
Organism: Cloeon dipterum
Lineage: Eukaryota; Metazoa; Arthropoda; Insecta; Ephemeroptera; Baetidae
Product: cuticle protein 76-like
Exons: 3
Coding region: 139-594 (151 amino acids)
Source: RefSeq, a predicted model, not a curated record
GGUAAGCCACCUAUGUGAUACGACCCAUUUUUCUUCGGCCCUUCCCCACCCCGCGAGAGCAGGGUCCUCUCGUAUAAAAGCACCUGAUGCUGUCUCAGACCCUCAUUGAAUACCAACAAUCCUCAACACACACCAAUCAUGGCCUUCAAGUUUGUGGUUCUCGCCGCCUGCCUGGCUGUCGCUAACGCUGGACUCGCCGCCGUCGGCGCCAGCCAGCAGUCCACUGUCCGCUCCCUGGACGGCAACUCCGUGGUGAGCACCUACUCCAAGCAGGUGGACACCCCCUACUCUAGCGUGCGCAAGUACGACACCCGCGUGUCCAACGAUGCCGUUGCCUACGCCGCCGCCCCCGUCGCCUACAACACCUAUGCCGCCCCCGCUGUCGCCCACGCCACCUAUGCCGCCCCCGCCUUCACCAGCUACGCCGCCCCCGCCGUCGCUCACGCCACCUACGCCGCCCCCGCCAUCGCUCGCGCCACCUAUGCCGCCCCCGCUGUCGCCGCUCACCCCGCCGCCCUCGGAGUUGCCUACUCCGCUGCCCCCGCUGUUGCCCACAUCUCCUACACCGGUGCCUACGCCACCUAUGCUUACUAAGCUCUGUUAAUUUAUUUGUAAAUUAUGUGUGAUUAAAUUAAGCAAAAGUAAAAAACUAUAUAA